CCUCGGGCCAUCCCGACUAUCUGAAUCCAUGUCCUCCGUCCCGUACAACUCGAGGACCCUACAUGUACAGUACCUACUUGGGAAGCUGUGGAGGAUGCAGGGAAUAUCAGCCCUCCAUCUGGGUUCCAAUCAAGUACAAGUAGCUCUCGAUCCCGCAUUCUUGGCUUCUACUUCCAUUCCAUGUGCUAGUGAUCGUGUGUGUUCAAGACUUCUUUUAACUCUCAAGUCAACAUGCGUUUCUCCUUGGUGUCUGCCGCCUCUUUGGCAUCCGUCGUGAUUGCUGCUCCAGGAACAACUCCGACUGUCAUCGCUAGACCAGAAAAUCUCGCUGCCCCAGCUCCUCCAAAUCCAACUUCUAUCGAUAAAGCAGACAUUGUCGCUGCUCAGGCCAGUGCCCUCACGCGCUCGCCUACAAGUAAUGUGAAGGGUAAAGUCUUUGAUCGAUAUGUCUCGAUCUGGUUCGAAAACACAGAUUAUGAUAUGGCUGCUGCCGAUCGUUAGUUCUCUUUACCCGCUUAUGACCAAUGUAUCGCUUACAUGGAACUAGCCAACUUCCAGUUCUUUGCCAAGAAGGGGAUUACUUUACGUAAUAAAUUUGCCGUAACUCACCCAAGUGAGCCAAACUACAGUAUGUUUUUUUCGUUUUGUUAUUCACUUGUCUGGAUUUCGAACACCAGAAGUCAGAUCAAUGAGAAGAUACGGAAAUAAUUUGCCGAUUUUAAUUAUAGUGGCUGCUGUUGGUGGCGAGUAUUUUGGUCUUGACUCGGAUCCUUUUACGGCCAUUCCUCGAAAUGUGUCGUCUGUGGUUGAUUUGUUAGAAGAGAGGGGAAUUACUUGGGGUGUAUACCAAGAAGACAUGCCCUACUCUGGAUUUCAAGGUUUUGAGUAUGUGAAUCAGCAAAACGGUGCUAAUGAUUACGUACGCAAACAUAAGUAAGCGAACCCCUCUCUCGAAGUGAAAUUUCAACAAAACCAACACUUUUACAGCCCCGAGAUUUUGUACGACAGUGUUGCUACAAAUCCCGACAGAGCAGCCCUCGUCAAGAACACCACCUUAUUCUUUGAAGACCUCAAGGCCAAUACACUCCCUCAAUGGAUGUUCAUCACCCCCAACAUGACUUCAGAUGGUCACGACACCUCGGUAACCGUUGCCGGGGAAUGGCUUAGAAACUUCCUGGAACCACUUCUCACAGACAAGAACUUCAUGCAGAAUACCCUCGUCCUCAUCACCUUCGACGAGAACGAAACCUACUCCAUCCAAAACAACAUCUUCUCCGUCCUCAUCGGCGACGCGGUCCCCGCCGAGCUCGUAGGAACAACAGAUACAAACUACUACAACCACUACUCCGAAAUCUCCACCGUCGAAGCCAACUGGUACCUUCCCAUCCCCCCUUCCCCCAAACCAACCACUAACCCAAGCUUAUUCAGGGACCUCCACACCCUCGGCCGCUGGGACGUCGGCGCCAACGUCUUCUCCAUGGUCGCCUCCCACACGGGCGACCGCCUCCGCACCUGGACCGGCGACUUCUCCACCAUGUUCUUCAACUACUCCUACCCGGGGAUCUUCAACACCCGGGGGAAAUGGGCGCCGCAGCCCGUGCCGGACGUGCACUCGCGACGCAAUGGGCGCACGACGUUACCCGCCAUCAAGGAGGCGUGGGAGAGUUUGCAACCGAGGAAUUAUUACCAUGGUGCGUUGGAGAUUCCGGAUGGGUAUCAUGUUCCGGUUUAUCCUCCGCUUGGAGCUUAGGGAUGUUGUGGGUUGGGUGAGGAGUGGUCGAGGAGUGAUUUUUUAGAAUAUAAUUUCAUAAUUAAUCGUG
This is a messenger RNA of Hymenoscyphus albidus, 1820 nucleotides long. NCBI's taxonomy places the organism in Eukaryota, Fungi, Ascomycota, Leotiomycetes, Helotiales, Helotiaceae. The record is from the annotation of a GenBank genome assembly.